AUGAAGCAGAACAGCGAACGAAGAAACCCUCUUUUAUGUCGCGUUCAACAUUUGACAGUGGACAAAAAUGCCGAGAAAUCAGAUGCUGAGGUAGAAAUUUCACCCAUGAUGCAGGAGGAAGAGACCCCCGUAGUUUCUCACAAUGUGUUGGCUUUUGAUCUCACAAAUUAUGAGCCUGAUCACAUUCGUAAUCAGCGUUUGAAUGAACAUAAUGAACGUCUAGACAUCCGAUUUUUCCAACAAGUUGUUUAUCAGCUCGGUGCUAAACAGAUCAAAUCUAGUGCAUAUCAUCCAGAAUUGCAAGGUGCUCUUGAGAGAUUCCAUUCUACCUUGAAGAAUAUGAUGCAGACUUACUGCCUUGAUAACGAGAAGGAUUGGAAUGAAGGAGUUAAUUUAUUAUUAUCUGCUGUUCGUGAAUCAGUUCAGGAGACAUUAGGGUUUAGUCCGUUUGAGUUGGUGUCUGGCCAUUUAGUGCGUGGCCCUUUGAAGUUGCUGAAGGAACAAUUGUUGGAAGAUAAUCCAAAAGAAUUGCACUUAUUGGAUUACGUUUCCAAGUUUCGGUCCAGACUCCUAUGUGCUUAUGAAUUGGCUCCAGAAAAUAUGAAGUCAUCCCAAGUGAAGAAUGUUUAUGACCGUAAGGCUGAAGUUCUAUCUUGGUGA
This is a messenger RNA of Limulus polyphemus (Atlantic horseshoe crab), 660 nucleotides long. RefSeq lists its product as uncharacterized. Gene Ontology annotation, biological process: DNA integration. The record is from RefSeq and is a predicted model, not a curated record. Gene Ontology annotation, molecular function: nucleic acid binding. The transcript has 3 exons. Lineage: Eukaryota; Metazoa; Arthropoda; Merostomata; Xiphosura; Limulidae. The coding region runs from base 1 to 660 and encodes 219 amino acids.